AUGGAAGGCGCUGUGCUUGGCGUUGUGGACGAAUUUUACAUUCGACAUGGAGCUGCUAAAGUAAAAGCUGCUCAACUGAUUGAUGAAUGGCUUUGCACUGCUGUGGCACUGUGCCAAGAGGGGUGCAUUCUGUUGGAAACGCUAUCUCAAGCAGGAUUACUAAAGGACGCGAUUAGAGUGGUAUCUGGAGUUCCUUCUCUUGUGGAAGCCAUAGGAAAAGUGCUUACCACCGAGCUGAUUAUGGAUGUAGCAAUGAGUUUGUGCGAUUACCCUUUAAGACGCCUUCUGCGAUUGCGUACUCAGGCUCAACAAUCGGGUGUUGAUUUCUAUCACACAAUCUUGGUUAGAACUCCAAAAGACCAGAAGAUUGCGACCAUCAUGUCUAUUUUGGAGCUGGAACGAUUUAUAUUUUUGCUUAAUGAAAAGCAAAAUCUCAUAGAACUAGUGGAAGGAUGUCAGAAGGAACAGAAGGAUUACAUUGAACGAGCUUUAGAGACCAUUUGUGAAUCGCAACGAACUGAAACUGUGAAAGAGCUGGAGAAAUGUGGUCUGCUCGCGGUAAGAUAUUUCUGUUCUUGAAU
Messenger RNA from Strongylus vulgaris, 581 nucleotides. The record is from the annotation of a GenBank genome assembly. NCBI's taxonomy places the organism in Eukaryota, Metazoa, Nematoda, Chromadorea, Rhabditida, Strongylidae.